AGAGCAAUGGGUCCAGCAUACAGCUUGGUCAUCCUUCUCAUCUUCAGCUUUGGCUGGGUCUGUCUGGGACAACCACUCUAUGUGAUGAUAGCCCCAAAUAUCCUCCACCUUGAUAAUGAUGAGAGUGUCUACCUGGAAGCUCAUGGCGCAAAUGGGAAUGUUCCGGUGACUAUUCAAAUAUACGACUUUCCACUGAAACACAGAGUGUUCUUUUACGGAACGCUGAACCUCGACAAUAACAACAAUCACCAGGCUAUUUUUAAAGUAAAGGUGCCCAGAGAAAAAUUAAAAAGAGACCUCACUGCAAAUCAGUAUGUGUAUUUGACAGCAAGAGUUACGGGCCAGGAGAUGCAAGCAGUCAUACUGGUGUCUUUCCAGUCUGGUUAUCUCUUCUUACAGACAGAUAAACCAAUAUACAAUCCUGGAGAUAAUGUAAAAUAUAGGAUUUUUAUGACUGAUACACAGGUCAAAGCUGUCGACCGUAUAUUGACAGUCCAAGUCAAGAAUCCAGAGGGGAUUAUAGUGGAGCAGAGACCUGAUGUGAAUGCGGUCAAUGGGGUCUUCAGUGAAGUUUAUAUGGUCCCUGAGGUCAUUAAGGAGGGGACCUGGACCUUGGAGGCCAUGCUGAAGGACCACCCAGAGGAUGUGUUCUCCACUCAGUUUGAUGUGAAAAAGCAUGUGUUGCCAACGUUUGAGGUGACAUUAAAACCAAGUAAAAACUUUUUCCAUGUGGAUGAUAAA
Messenger RNA from Paramormyrops kingsleyae, 741 nucleotides. NCBI's taxonomy places the organism in Eukaryota, Metazoa, Chordata, Actinopteri, Osteoglossiformes, Mormyridae. The record is from RefSeq and is a predicted model, not a curated record.